AUGACUUUUCCGAGCUGUCUCAAAGACUCGGAAAUACCCGAGCUAGAGUUGAUGGUCCGAUCUUCUUUCUCUGACCCAGGAAGUUUCUUCGGUCUCAUGAGCAUGUGCGCUGCGCACCGAGCCGCUUUGGCCAUAAACCGCCUUGAUCCGUUCAGCAAUCCCGCUAACUUUGAUCGGGUCACUAACGAUUCUGACUACUGCAUCAUGAAAGCCAAAUCAAUACACGAGAUGAACACCAAAGUACGAGACCCCAGAUUAGCACUCAGCAAUGAGGCAUUCGAUACGAUUGUCAACCUCCUCACCGGAUCAUUAAUCGCAGGGUUGUUUGACGAAGCUCGGGUUCACCUGACUGGCUUGAGGCGCAUGGUAGAGCUCCGAGGUGGGAUCACGCAUAAGAGCAUAAGCUCGUCUUCAAUGUUGUCGGCAAUUCUUACCAGGAGCGAUGUAAAGGCCGGUACAGGGCUGUUAGCUACACCAGUAUUUCCACUGACUUGGGAUACACAACCCGUACCCCUCGAAAUACAGCACCGAAUUCGACCUUCCCCUUCAUCACCAAUCCGACGACUUGGCUCUGGAUUCUGGGCGAACACACUCCUCAAACCACCAUUACUACGUAUCUUAAAUGUGAUACGGGACAUGAUCUUUUACAGUAUCACCGUCCAGGUUGCGCCCGAAGCCAUUCACUUCAGUGACCAUGAUUUUUUCCGAGUUCUCAAUUGUGAAACCGAGCAUCAACUGCUUAGUUAUAUUAACGCUGAAGACUACAGGUCCGAGAGAAUUCAUCCAAUUGAAGCAGUCACCAGUGUAACUUCGAUAUGUUUUCUCAACUACUUUCUCAUUGUUUCCCCUCCAUCCUCAGGCCUCGGACGAGCUCUCACAAAUCAUCUCGUGAGAGUUAUGAACAAUUUCAGACUUACCCUUCUGCUCGAGCUACCCAGAGAAAACUUUGGACUUUUUGCUUGGGCUUUGUUCAUCGGAGCUCAAGGCUCACUCGGUCAGCCCGAGCGACCUUGGUUUGUAGAGAGAUUGGCUCGCGUUGCAAUGCUAUGUGAAUGGCAAACUUGGGAGCAGGUAUCCCGAAUCUUAACCGACUACUUCUUUAUUGCGGCUGCACAAGCACCAAGAUGGCGGGCUAUUUGGGACGAAGCAAUGGCAGGGUUCGUGAUCUCUGCGGAUGAAGUGUAA
Molecule: messenger RNA, 1185 nt
Organism: Penicillium longicatenatum
Lineage: Eukaryota; Fungi; Ascomycota; Eurotiomycetes; Eurotiales; Aspergillaceae
Exons: 3
Coding region: 1-1185 (394 amino acids)
Source: RefSeq, a predicted model, not a curated record